AUGUCCAAGGCACGCGUCAUCUACUGGUUCCGCACCGACCUGCGGCUGCACGACUCGCCCGCGCUCCAAGCAGCGCUGGACCUCGACCCGGCGGUCCUUUGGCCGAUAUUCACGUGGGACCCUCACUACGUGUACCGGGCCAGGGGCGGGCUGAACCGCUGGCAAUUCUUGCUGGACUGCCAGAAUGACCUUUCGGCGUCCAUCAACAAGCUGAACCCAAAGUCCAAGCUUUUCGUGCUGCGGGAGGCGCCGCAGACGCUGUUCCCCAAGCUCUUCAAAGCCUGGGACGUGACGCACAUCGUGUUCGAGAAGGACACGGACUCGUAUGCCCGGCGGAGGGACGCCGUUGUGACCCAGGCCGCGCGCGAUGCCGGCGUGCGCGUCAUCACACGAUGCGGACGGACCCUGUGGGACAGCGACCGGGUCGUGAUCGCCAACGGGGGCGAACCGACCAUGUCCAUCACGCAGCUCCGGGUAGCGGGCGCAAAGGUCGGGCCCAUACCCCUGCCGAUAGCGGCGCCCACCACUUUGCCGGACCCCGGCGAGAUGCCGGUUGACUUUGAGGUGCACCUCCCAAACGCCGAAGCGUCCAUCGACAUCAACUCCAAGUGGAGGAGUGAGGGCAAAGACACAACAUACGGCAAAGGCAGUGUGGGUGAAAUUGCAGGCCCGAAUGGUGACUUUGCUGUCGAAACCCUCGCCGAGCUGGGAUACCCGCCUGCAACCACACCACACAAGGGCGGGGAGACGCUAGCGCUUCAGCGGCUGGACGAGCUGAUGGCGGACCAAGAGUACACAGCCACAUUCCGCAAGCCGCAGUCCAGCCCUGCCGACUUUGAUCCGCCGUCGACGACUCUGCUGUCGCCAUUCUUGCACUUCGGCGCCUUAUCGGUCAGGCUCUUCUAUCACCGUGUUCAGGACGCUGUGGAUGCCUAUGUCAAGUCGCGGAAGAAGGGCGCGUCGCAGCCGCCCGAAAGCCUGACGGGCCAGCUAUUGUUCCGCGACAUGUACUUUGCGGCGCAGGCGGCCAUCGGGGACGUGUUCGGGCAGACUGCGGGUAAUCCGCGCUGCAGGUUCAUACCGUGGCAUCUACCAUCACGGCUCGAGGGCGACGCGGGCCCUCUCCGCAGCUUCGCGUACGACGUCGACUCGGCGCAGGCUGAGGACUGGUUUAGGAGGUGGGAAGCUGGACGCACAGGCUUCCCCUGGAUCGAUGCGUUGAUGCGACAGCUGCGCGUCGAAGGAUGGAUCCACCACUUGGGUCGGCACAGCGUAGCCUGUUUCCUGACGCGGGGCGGGUGCUACGUGUCGUGGGAGCGUGGGCUUGACGUGUUCGAGGAGCUGCUGCUGGACCACGAGCCCUCGUGCAAUGCGGGCAACUGGCAGUGGCUCAGCUGCACGGCCUUCUUCUCGCAAUACUUUCGCUGUUACAGCCCCGUCUCGUUUGGGCGCAAGUGGGAUCCCGAGGGCACAUUUGUGCGCCGCUGGGUGCCGGAACUGGCGGCACUGGAUAAAAAGUACAUAUAUGAGCCGUGGAAAGCGCCCGAGGCGGAGCUGCGCAGGGCGGGUGUUGUUCUUGUGGAUGGAUCUGGAGCUGGGGUUGGAAGAGUCAGGGCUGAAAGUGAAAGGGACGACGACGCGCGACGUACAGGCACGUACAUCACACCAAUGUUCGACUUUGACGAGAGAAGGCGUAUUUGUAUGAGCUCAAUGAAGAUGGCCUACGAUGUCGGCCUCAAAGGAGAUGACCCGAGGGUCCUGGACGGCUCGUGGAGGGAGCUGUUUUCUGAACACGGCAACAGCAACGAUGGCGAGAUGAUGGGCACGGUGAAACAAGAGGAGAGCGACCACGGCGAGCUCGCAGACGAAGCCGACGGGCCAAAGGCGAGGACCGAGGAUGGGCCACACGCAGCCGUGAAGCGCGAAAAGGGGCAGACCACGCUGGACCGUCAUGUGAAGAGGCAGCGUAGGAGUGCAGCCGAGUGA
Messenger RNA from Gaeumannomyces tritici R3-111a-1, 1986 nucleotides. RefSeq names its product cryptochrome-1. Gene Ontology annotation, cellular component: cytoplasm; nucleus. Gene Ontology annotation, biological process: circadian regulation of gene expression; entrainment of circadian clock by photoperiod. NCBI's taxonomy places the organism in Eukaryota, Fungi, Ascomycota, Sordariomycetes, Magnaporthales, Magnaporthaceae. The transcript has 3 exons. The record is from RefSeq and is a predicted model, not a curated record. Gene Ontology annotation, molecular function: DNA binding; FAD binding. The coding region runs from base 1 to 1986 and encodes 661 amino acids.